CACUUUCCACGUAUAAGCCCCUCCAUCACCCACGUCUUUUCGCUUCACGACACCGGGUCCAACUCUCUUCUUCCCUUCCCACCCACGUUUCGCUCUUUUUCUUCCUCGUCGCCCUGUCUCGCGCGGUGAAUCGCUCGCUCGCCGCCUGGGCACCAUGUCGCUGCCAUCCAGCAGAGGCCCUGCGGCGCAGGCAUCGAUACGCUCCUUUUUCACCGCCAAAACACCAAAGUAUGCCCCGCCGCCGACAUCACGAGAUGCCUCCUCCGACGCCCCAGCUCCCACGGCCAGCGGCGCGACAGCGAUACACGUUGCGCCAGACCAGAUGCAAUCACAGAUGCGAGCCGAGCCCCCUACCGUCGCGCUAGCCUCCCGGCCCCCCCUACCCGAGUCCCUCCCCCGCGAGGCCGCGAUCCGGCCCGUUACCCUCUCCGACACGCCGGCCCUACGGCGCAUCAACUCCCUGCUGCUGCCCGUCAGCUACCCCGACACCUUUUACGCCCGCGCCAUCGACCCAACCGAGUCGGGACCCUUCUCCCGCGUCAUCACCUGGGCGCACGACGGCGAGGAGCCCAAGGUCGUUGGCGGCGUCGUCUGCCGCGUUGAGCCUGCGCUGCUGUCGGGGAGCAGCCAGGAUGAUGGCCUGGUCCCGCAGAUCCUAUACAUCCAGUCGCUGUGCCUACUCUCGCCGUAUCGCGGCCUGGGCCUCAUCAAUACUGCGCUGGAGAACAUCGUCGGGACGGUCAUAGCGAACCCUGCGCUGGGCGUCCGUACCGUCACGGCGCACGUGUGGACCGAGAACGAGGAGGCCCUCCACUGGUACGAGGCACGAGGAUUCAGUCGCCUGGAACCAGCAAUCGAGGGGUACUACCUCAAGCUCCGCCCCGGUUCCGCGUUCCUUGUUCACCGCGACGUCGGCGCAUCGCUGCGAGGCGCGCUCCCUCGCGCGUCCCCGCCUACUGAAGCCCCAUCCACAAUACCGGCCAGCAUCACCGCAGCCGUGGUGAACUUGCCGCCACAAAGCACGCGACCACCGCCUCCCCCGGGCGGCCCUCCUCCUCCAUCCGACAGCAGCACAUCGACGCCCCCGCCAGGUCUCUCGCGCGGCCAGUCGUACCAGAACCAACGGGCCGAGACGGAGUGGAACGAUCUGCCGGCUGACAUGGCCCCCGGCAUGCUCGCGCCGCCGCGGAAGAACGGCAGCGAGCCCGGAUCCAGCGCGAGCUCGAGAAGCAGCUCGACGGUGCGCAAGAAGCGGGACCGGUCAUAUCCCGCCGCGGCGUUUGGGAGCUGAUGUGCGCACCGGCACGCCGUAGCAGAUGGGCGGAGAGUUGCUGGACGCAGACGAGACUGAAUGGCAUGACACAUAUAUACCAAUGACUAUAGACGGGAGGGACUCUGGGAAAGACCAAAGAUAGAUGUAGCACCGUGACUUAAUGCACUCUGAUACUGGACCUCGCCUUAACGUGAUGGGCGAUGCCUGGCCGCCGGGCCGUGGCUGUCGCUGCAACCUUGAGGUCCGCCUGCAAGCGGGCCGCGGCGGUGCACUGCCCACCACCACCAGAGGUCCCCAUACAACCACCUCAAUGCCUAAUAAGUGCUACUCAUGCAUCUCAACCUCACUUCGUCUCACUCCGCCUCACCUCAUGCGCCCACGCAGUUACACCAAACGCCCAAGCAUGUCCUCUGCAGCCCCUCCGCACCACGCUCUCUCGCGAUAGCGUCCCUUGCUUUGCCCUCUUGUUCCCUUUGAUAGCCAACCCACGGCCAUCGUCGCUUGCAUGCUCCACGGUUCAUCAUCCAUAGUUCGUUCUGCACACAGCAUCCCCAUCCAUCCAUCUAUCCGCAACCCCCCUCUCCCCCAAGCCAUCACUAUGGGCGGCCAAACGCCUCAACAGCAGCCAGGCGCCUCCGCGACGACGACGACCACAGCCCUCAUCAAAUGGGUCCUCGACACGCGGCCUCUCUGGCCCGCAGCCAAGCAGACCAAAGACCUCUCCUCCGUGGCCGCCCGCGCACUCGACCUCCUCACGCCAGAGGAGCGCUCCAACGUCCUGCGCUACUACCACGUCAAGGACGCGAAGCUCGCCCUCGGCUCCGCCCUGCUCAAGCGCCUCGCCAUCGUGCGCUGCGCACGCGUCCCC
Molecule: messenger RNA, 2141 nt
Organism: Purpureocillium takamizusanense
Lineage: Eukaryota; Fungi; Ascomycota; Sordariomycetes; Hypocreales; Ophiocordycipitaceae
Product: N-terminal methionine N(alpha)-acetyltransferase NatE
Exons: 2
Coding region: 155-1291 (378 amino acids)
Biological process (GO): mitotic sister chromatid cohesion
Cellular component (GO): NatA complex
Molecular function (GO): acyltransferase activity, transferring groups other than amino-acyl groups
Source: RefSeq, a predicted model, not a curated record